This is a messenger RNA of Lingula anatina, 1688 nucleotides long. RefSeq lists its product as uncharacterized. The record is from RefSeq and is a predicted model, not a curated record. NCBI's taxonomy places the organism in Eukaryota, Metazoa, Brachiopoda, Lingulata, Lingulida, Lingulidae. Gene Ontology annotation, molecular function: oxidoreductase activity.
AACAUGGAACCUCCACAACCCAAGUUAGACGCAAUGUUCACCAAGGGGAGAUUCGACGGCCACAUUGCCGUAGUGACCGGGGGAGCGUCUGGCAUAGGUAGAGCGUGUGUUAAACGACUUGUGAGUGACGGGGCAAUUGUGGCGUUUCUAGACGUCAAUCGCGAUGCGGGGGAACAGCUCGAGGCAGAGCUAAAGGGGGUGGGGUCUGACGCUAUAUAUUACCACGUCGAUGUCGCUGACAGAGAUGCGUGUUUCCAUGCAGUGGAUGACAUUGCCAGCAAACAUGGCGGCUGCAUCAACUAUUUGGUCAACUGUGCUGCAACUUUCCUAUUUAAAGGUCUGGAUGCCACGCCGUCCGACUGGAGGAAGGCUCUGAGCAUCAACGUGGAAGGAUACUCUAACAUGGUUCAAGCUUGUGUUCCUCACUUGAAAAAAGCCAAAGUAGGCAUACGGGCCAUCGUGAACAUGGCCAGUGUUUCCAGUCACCUAGCCCAGACUGACCGCUGGACUUACAGUGCCUCUAAAGCCGCCGUCCUUCAGAUGACCAGGUGUAUGGCACUGGACCUUGCCAAAGACGGAAUACGAGUGAACUCGAUAACACCCGGGUCGAUAAAAACGCCUGCGCUGGUGGCAUUUUCGAGAAUAGAUCCUGGCUUAGAUGAGUGGUUAAAGUGCUGCCAUAUGCUGAAUCGCAACGGCGAACCUUCAGAAGUUGCCGCAGCCGUUGCCUUCCUCUGCAGCAGAGACGCUUCCUUCAUCACCGGCUCCGAUCUCCCGGUAGAUGGCGGUUAUGCUGCGAUAGGACCCGAACGACACGGAAGAAACGGCCCACAGUUCGAAGGCGUCAUACCAGAGUAAAAAGUAAUGAGGGAAAUAGUGCACCGUGAGCGUACGCAUAUGAACUUCAUUCUCCAAAGGAUCUAAAUUGCGUCACAGUCCUUUGGGUUGAAUUCAUGUCGCAGUCUCAGAUCGUUGCCGUGUCAAAAUGGAAUUGUAGCUUGUCUAAAGUCAUCUCUGCCUUGAAAGGAUAACAACUCUUCGUAUGGGAUCCAUAAUUUACAACGCACACGUUGUAAACAAUAAAUUAUAAAUAAUGAAUUAUAUUUAACAUCCAAAACAGCGGUUUUGGCAAUUAUUCUGAAAUCAAUGCUUGCUAUCGGAUCAAACGACCUCCACACACGGUGGAUGGCUUCCUCCAAAACCAAAAUUAAAUAGGGGAAAUAACUUUGAAUUUCGGAACGUAUUCAUUUAGCAUUAUAUAUGUAUAGCGACUUUUAAAUCAUCGUUUAAAAAUAGUACAAUCGCUACUAGAAGGUGAAUUUUACAAAUUAACAUCGUACAAAAGUCCAUGAUAAUGUGUUCCAAUAUUCUGUCAUUUAAUGUUUUCUGUGAGAGGUUAACUCGACGUAAAAGUUUAAAGGCAUUUAACACCGCAUUGUAAGGCAUAAUUGUCAGUGACUGAGCGAUCAGUCAGUGACGUCACUGCCGGCAUAUAACCCCUCCAUUUGCUAGCAUUACUCUUCUAGUGGGUAAAACACGACAGGCAUACCAAGAAAAAUAAAAGUGGUAUGGAUUUUAUUGAUUUUAAGAAUAUGUACUUUCGCUUAAAAAAUAAAAUAACAACCAGAAAAUGGGAAUCCGACGUGACGCGACAGAGCGUCCUCCGUGGAUUUGGUUGCCAUUUAUUU